AUGCUUGUCGUCUUGAUCAGCAUCUCUCAAACGACAGUAGCAACAACAACAGCGACGACAACAACGGCAACAACAGUGACGACUACAACGGAAACGACGACAACAACAAUUUCUGAAAGUAAACAGUACUCAAGUAAGGCAAUUGUUUUUCAUAAUUAUCGUGGUGCUAAUAACAACUUUUGUUUCGCAAUAGCUGCAUGCAAUAGAUUUCCGACGCAAGUGACCUAUUCAACUGGCUCUAAUCCGUAUUCUGUGGCAGCAGCAGAUGUCAAUGGAGACAGCAAACUCGAUAUUAUCGUUGCAAACUAUGCUUCACACAACGUAAGUGUUCUCCUCAACAAUGGCACUGGCACAUUUGCUGGUCAACUGACUUAUUCAACCGGUACUAACCCGAGGUCUGUGGCAGUGGCUGAUGUCAAUGGAGACAGUAAACUCGAUAUUAUUGUCGCAAACUACGCUUCACACAACAUCAGUGUUCUCCUUAACGAUGGCAAUGGAACGUUUGCUGCUCAAGUGACCUAUUCAAGUGGCUCUCUACCGUGGUCUGUAGCAGCAGCCGAUGUCAAUGAAGAUAGCAAACUUGAUAUUAUUGUCGCAAACUUCGGUUCAAAUAACGUCGGUGUUCUCCUCAACAAUGGCAAUGGUACAUUUGCUGCUCAAGCGACUUAUUCAACUGGCACUACCCCGAUAUCUGUGGCAGCCGUCGAUGUUAAUGGAGAUAGCAAACUCGAUAUUAUUGUCGCAAACUUCGGUUCAAAUGACGUCGGUGUUCUCCUCAACAAUGGCAAUGGCACAUUUUCUGCUCAAGUGACUUACUUGGCUGGCAUUAACCCAAGGUCUGUGGUAGCAGUCGACGUCAGCGGAGAUAGUAAACUCGAUAUUAUUGUCGCAAACUUCGGUUCAAAUGACGUCGGUGUUCUCCUCAACAAUGGCAAUGGCACAUUUUCUGCUCAAGUGACCUAUUCAACUGGCUCUUCGCCGCUGUCUGUGGCAGCAGCCGAUGUCAAUGGAGACAGCAAACUCGAUCUUAUUGUCGCAAACUAUGCUUCACACAAUGUCGGUGUUCUCCUCAACAAUGGCAAUGGCACGUUUGCUGCUCAAGUGACCUAUUCAAGUGGCUCUUCGCCGGCGUCUGUGGCAGCAGCGGAUGUCAAUGGAGACAGUAAACUCGAUCUUAUUGUUGCCAACGCCGGUUCAAACAAUGUCGGUGUUCUUGUAGCUGUUUGCAACUGA
Rotaria sp. Silwood2 is the source of this 1233-nucleotide messenger RNA. The record is from the annotation of a GenBank genome assembly. NCBI's taxonomy places the organism in Eukaryota, Metazoa, Rotifera, Eurotatoria, Philodinida, Philodinidae.